CUUGUACUAUAACCCAUAUUUCAAGCUUUUAUUUUCUAAAUUUCCUUCCCCGAAAUGGUUCUGCCUCUGCUAACAAAGCGGAGAUUUUGUCUCUCCACCGCCACUUCACUUUCUUUUUGGUUCUAGGGUUCCAUUUUCAAUUUUCUGUUUCCUUGUCAAAUUAUUAAUCAGCAUUGGGCAGUGAAAGUUUAGAGGCCAUGGAGGAAUUUUUUGAGGGAUUUGACAACGAGUACUUGAGUUGAUUAAUUGAGAAGCAAGCAGCACUUGAUUUAUUUUAGUUUUUUCUUUGUGGGGUUGUGUUGUAAUUAUCUUUUAUAGGAUAUAUGUUAUUGGUGAACUGAAAUGAGUGUGGUUGGGUUUGAUAUUGGUAAUGAAAACUGUGUUAUUGCUGCUGUGAAACAGCGGGGUAUUGAUGUGUUGUUGAAUGAUGAAUCAAAACGUGAAACACCAGCUGUGAUAUGUUUCGGGGAGAGGCAGCGGCUUCUUGGGUCAGCGGGCGCUGCUUCGGCUAUGAUGCACCCAAAAUCUACAAUAUCUCAAGUGAAGAGAUUGAUUGGACGGAAUUUUAAGGAUCCCGAUGUUCAAAAUGACCUAAAACUAUUACCAUUUGAAACUUCUGGAGGACAGGAUGGUGGCAUUUUGAUUCACUUGAGAUAUUUGGGUGAGAUACAUACAUUUACACCAGUUCAGAUCAUGGCAAUGCUCUUUUCGCAUUUGAAAGAAAUAACAGAGAAAGAUUUGGAAAUGCCAGUUUCUGAUUGUGUGAUUGGAAUACCAUCAUAUUUCACAGAUUUGCAGAGACGGUCAUAUUUGAAUGCUGCAACAAUUGCUGGGUUGAAGCCUUUGAGAUUGAUGCAUGACUGUACUGCAACUGCACUUAGUUAUGGGAUUUACAGAACUGAUUUUGACAAUGCAGGGCCAACAUAUGUCGCAUUUGUUGACAUUGGUCAUUGUGAUACGCAAGUGUCUAUUGUAUCAUUUGAGGCUGGGCAUAUGAGGAUCCUGUCACAUGCUUUUGAUAGCAGCUUGGGAGGAAGGGAUUUUGAUGAGGUUUUGUUUGGUUAUUUUGCAGCACAAUUCAAGGAGCAUUAUAAAAUAGAUGUAUAUUCUAAUGUCAGGGCAUGUCUUAGGUUAAGGGCAGCAUGUGAGAAAUUGAAGAAGGUUUUGAGUGCAAAUGCAGAGGCACCUCUAAAUAUUGAGUGUUUGAUGGAUGAGAAAGAUGUUAAAGGGUUUAUUAAGAGAGAGGAAUUUGAAAGGCUGGCUUCAGGAUUAUUAGAUAGGAUUACCGUUCCUUGCAGAAAGGCUUUAGCAGAAUCUAGGAUAUCGGUCGGGAAGAUCCAUUCCAUUGAGCUUGUUGGCUCAGGGUCUAGAAUACCAGCUAUUGGUAAGUUGUUAACUUCUCUAUUUGGCAGAGAACCCAGGCGGACACUGAAUGCAAGUGAAUGUGUCGCACGUGGAUGUGCCCUCCAGUGUGCAAUGCUUAGUCCAGUUUUUCGAGUGAGAGAAUACGAGGUUCAAGAUUCAUUUCCUUUCUCUAUUGGAUUCUCAUUGAAUGAAGGCCCAGUUGGCACAGGGUCAAAUGGAGUACUAUUCCCAAAAGGCCAACCAAUUCCAAGUAUCAAAGUCUUGACAUUUCAACGCAGUAAUUUGUUUCAUAUGGAAGCAUUCUAUGCCAAUCCCAAUGAACUGCCUCCUGGUGUAUCUUCACAAAUUAGUUCUUUCACGAUUGGUCCUUUCCCAGGAUCCUGUAGUGAGAAGGCAAGGAUUAAAGUUAAGGUCCUAUUAAACCUUCAUGGCAUUGUCACUGUUGAGUCAGCCAUGUUAAUGGAAGACCAUGCAGAAGGUCAUGCUAGAAGGGGCAAUGCUCAUCCAGAAGUGGAUAAAAUAGAGGUUGACUCUGUUGCUUCUUCUACAAAGCUUGAAAAUGGCGAUGAUGAUGAUUUAACAAUUCAUGCUAGAUCAUCAGAUGCUUCAGCUAAUGGCAUGAAAGAUAAAGCCAGUCGGAGGCUUGAGAUACCAGUUAGCGAGAAAGUAUACGGUGGAAUAACCGAAUCUGAGCUUUCAGAAGCUAAAGAGAAGGAAUUUCAGUUGGCUCAACAGGACAAAAUUGUGGAACAAGCUAAAGACCAAAAAAAUGCCUUGGAAUCCUAUGUUUACGAGACACGUAACAAGCUUUUCAACACAUAUCGGAGCUUUGCUAGUGAUAGAGAGAGAGAGGGGAUUUCCAGGAACCUUCAAGAGACUGAAGAGUGGCUUUAUGAUGAUGGUGAUGAUGAAACCGAGAAUGCCUAUACCUCAAAAUUGAAGGAUCUGAAGAAGUUGGUGGAUCCCAUUGAGAGUCGAUAUAAAGAUGAAGAAGCAAGGGCACAAGCUAAACGGGAUUUGUUAAACUGCAUUGUGGAGUAUCGGAUGUCAGUUAACUCUCUAUCAACUGAGGAUAGGGAAUUGAUUAUGAAUGAGUGCAAUAAAGCAGAACAGUGGCUAAGAGAGAGAACUCAACAACAAGAUUCCUUACCAAAGAAUGCCAACCCAGUAUUGUGGUCAAAGGAGAUAAAGUGCAGGACAGAGGAUUUAGACUUGUUAUGCAAGCGUAUACUGGAAAGGAAGGGUUCCCCACUAAAUUCAGAAGACAAGAAGGGCACAGACCACCAAGAAUAACUUCAAGCCAUUGAAGGCCCUUUAAUUUACACUUGUAACUUAACAGUCUACACAGGUUAAUUAUACAUUUUUUUUUUUUUUCCUUCUGAUAUAUUGAAAACCAUACAAAAACUAGCAGUAGUAUUACAGGUGCUGGUUUCCCUUGUUUUUCAGUAACCUGAUAAUGUCAUUUAAAUAGAGGGAGUGGAAUUGUGAGGUGCUCAUAAAAGAUGGUUGGCAUCUGAUUUGAGGAAAGCAUACUUCCUUUCUUAUCAGUUUUCCAGUGCUUCUUAAUGAACAAAGGAUGGAUUUGAAUUUUGCUUGAUUU
This is a messenger RNA of Jatropha curcas, 2965 nucleotides long. Its product is annotated as heat shock protein 70 (Hsp 70) family protein. Gene Ontology annotation, molecular function: ATP binding; ATP-dependent protein folding chaperone. Gene Ontology annotation, cellular component: cytosol; nucleus. The record is from RefSeq and is a predicted model, not a curated record. Lineage: Eukaryota; Viridiplantae; Streptophyta; Magnoliopsida; Malpighiales; Euphorbiaceae. Gene Ontology annotation, biological process: protein folding.